Prunus armeniaca (apricot) is the source of this 804-nucleotide messenger RNA. NCBI's taxonomy places the organism in Eukaryota, Viridiplantae, Streptophyta, Magnoliopsida, Rosales, Rosaceae. The record is from the annotation of a GenBank genome assembly.
AUGAUGCUGACGGUGUAUGCUGUAGGAGCUAUUACAUGCUUAGACUCUAAUAUACAACUGCAUGAGGCAUUGCCCUGCAAGACUACCCAUGUGAAUUUCUUGAACAAAAUUUCAAUUUGUCUUAGCUCAACUGGAGCUCCUUGUAAUUCUGUACUCUCUGCCUCCUGCUUUUCUUGGAGAAACCGUGUUCAGCUAAACAGCCCCAAGAAAUGGCUUUGCAGGAUGCAUGAUUCGAGUUCAUCAGAUGAUGAGUAUCGAUCCUCACGCAACAUAGCAAUCAGUUUGUUUAGGCGGUACAGGAAUGUGGUUGACCGUGGAGGAGGUGCCAACCUAAAAGAGUUCAUCAGUGCUGGGGUGAAUGCAUAUGCGCUGGGCUGCACAGAUGAGGGGUUAAGGAAAGAACUUGUUGAUAUGAAAGAAUCUGGUGUUGAAAUUGAAGGAAUGCAAAGCUAUGGUGGAACCACCAGUUUGAAAUCCAAGAUUGCAUCAGAGGAGGUUGAGGAGUGCAUUCUGUGGUUGAGCAUUAUAUUCAUCACCAUCCUGUGUACACCACAGCCAACAAUAGUUAGGUGGUCAUCCACACCUCCAGUGUCAGAUGAAGAAAGGCUUAAGUGGAAAGGUUUUUGUGCACUCAUAGCAAAUGCAUAUUAUGUGAGAGGAAUGGCAUGGCUUCCGGUAAAGACGCUUCAACUAGAGCAAAUGGCAGUGGUUGGAUAUGCUGAAGAACCUUCAGUUGUUGCAAGUCGAAUGCGAUUAGUUUUUAGCACACUUGAGGUUGUGAGUCCACAGUGGCCUAGAGUAUAG